GAGAAAGAAAAAAAUUAAGGAGCAAGAAGAAAAAAUUACGAGACUUGGAAGUGAAUUGGAGAAGAAGGAAAGGCAGAUAAUGGAAACAGCGAGGAGAGAGAAUGAAAAAGUUGAAAGCCUGAAAAAUGAACAUCAGAAGAAGGUUGAUGAAUUGUCACAUGAAAUACAGAAAACGAGAGAAGAGUUGUCGAAGGAAAGGGAUCGUAACCAGGAAAUGUUUGAGGAAUACAGCAGGAUUAUUAAAAACCAUAAAUCCAGAAUUGAUGUUCUUCGAAAGGAACUUGAAGAAAAGGAGGAGAAAGUCACCCAGUAUACUCAGAGGCUGGCUUCCCUCAGUGAAAAGCGAGUUAAGCAAGAUCAAAGAUUAGUAGAAGAUACCACCUCCUCUAACAGACCGUCUCAACUUAGAACAGAUUUCAUAGCAUUUUUCGACAAUGAAAGAUUUGAUGCGUGUGAGAAUAUGCAAUCGAUUUAUCAGAACAAGGAAGAUUGUUUCGUCUACUGCUACUAUCCCAGACUAGCCUGUAUGAUAUUUGAGACUGCUUACGAGGUAGCGAGAGCAAUAAAGGAGGCUGCGUCUGACUUGUCUAUGGAGUUAUUGAAGCGAGUGAUUCAUGAAGCACCAAGAAUGGGUGAAAAAUAUUUAACUACCAGAGAGGUGUGGAUAGAGGAACAAAGUUCACCCGUUUGCACUGUACCGAUUACUAUAAACGUGUGGGGUGACAAAUCAUCGGACCCCAAGGAUCUUGCGGACGGCAUCCAGUUGAACUUCAAAGAAACUGCCGACACCUGCUCUCUUCAAUUUCUCGAGGAGAGAGUUAAAGCAGAGGCUUCUAAAAAGUGGUGGGAGUGGUAUGAAAAGGAUAAGUCAUGCAUGUUCCAACCAGCAGACAAAUUGAUACCACUCCUCGAAAAGUACAUCAAGGCUUGCCUUCGUUUGACUUGGAAAAUGGUGACCCAGGUUCCUCCAAUGAAGCUCGAGUUCCACAGUUCUAAGUUUGAUAAACAUAUUCAUAAGAAUCAAGGAUAUCAUAGCAGUCAGCAAGGGAGCACAAAACCUCACAGUACCGCUGAGGAGCAAGAAGAGGAGAUCGAAUAUUACCUGUGGCCUGGACUGCAGGAUGGUGGAGGGAGAAAAAUUUGUGAAGCAGAGGUCAUUUGUAAGGUGAAAGAGUAAGGAGUUCCGCUGCUUUAAAUUUCUCAGAUUUGUUUCAGAUUCAGAUUUGUAUUGGCGGGCAAAAGUGAACUAGUUACCUGUGGUAAUAGUCCUUGUGAAACGAAAAAGUGUGUAAGUCUUUGAGCAUCAGCUGAAGAACAGCUCGUAUGUAUUUUCAUAUUACUAUCCUUUGAUGCAGUUUUCUAUUAUUGUAAUUUAGACGAAAACUAUUUUAACUUUGCCAUAACUCAGCGAAACGUUUUAAAAAAGUGUAAGUUUGCAACAUUUAAUGCGGUAAAGGGCGACAGACACCAGUACAACUUAGUGAAAUGAGAUAAUGUAAUCAAGACAGUAGGAAAACCAUACAAUUGUCACUUUCAAGUAUACUGGCAUGAUAAACAGCUAAGCCGUUAUUAACCGCGAUGAUGAGAACACACAGCUGAAAAUAGGUCCGCGCUGCGUACAUGUGCCAAAUAAAAUGAAUGUAGUAUAGAUAAUUGUACGACUACAGCUGUACUGCGCUUUAGGUCUAUUUGGAAAGGGUUUCAAUGGAUGCAUAGGUGUACUAAAACGGAGAAGUUUUCAAGGAAUUUGUUUAAUAGCCGAUUAUAUAAAGUUUUAUCAUAGCAAACACGUUUUUGUUGUGCCUACCACCCAUUUUUGACAUUAGUACAUUUUUGGAGCAAAUACACAGACAGUCCUGGUGGUUUUGUGUGACUGAUCUGAAACAAUAGAGACUGCUUUUGCAGUUAUGUCUUCUACUUGGAUUUGACAAUCAAACCAUUUGGUAUUCUUUUCGUUUUUCUUUAUUGGAGACACGUCGUGAAUGUAUCCUGCAAUAACUCCUUUUAGGUCUCCCUCUUACUCCUAGCUCUACAGAUUAUAAAAAGGGUUAUGAAUUAGCGAUGUCAUAUUUUGAUAAAAGCAGUCUACUUGAUAAUGGACAAUUGGCAAAAACAUAUUGUAAAGAACGGUUGUAAUAACUCAGUAUUAAAAUGAUUGUUAGAUCAGUGUCAAGAGUAUGUGUAACUCCGUGAUCUUUUUGCCUGGGAGAGUUUCUCAACUAAUCAGAAGCAAAAGUAAAACAACUCUUGACUACUGUAGAACAGAAUUUUGCAAAUUCAAACAAUAGCAGAUACAAUUUUAAAAUAAAUCAGUCUUUGGAAAUGUUGGUGCGAAUAAAACGCACAGAUUUCAACACGAGGAUUUCCGUAAAAUAAAACAAAGGUAGAAACAAUUUGGGUACAAUUUGCGAUGACAUUCCUAUACAUUUUGGCCGUUACAAUAUUAGGGGCUUACUUUAGUUUGCGAAACGAAACGAAACAAAACAAACGAAACGAAGCGAAACAAAGUGAAAAUCUGUCUCGCAAAAAGAGAAUCCCUGUUUUACCGACUGUUUCCAUCAAGCUCGUUUUGAUGGCAUAUUACUUUUUAGCGAGGGAAAAUUUACCUGUAUGCAUAUGUGUGCUUUCAACAUUAAAACUAAAUAAAUGUUGUGAUUGAC
This is a messenger RNA of Stylophora pistillata, 2660 nucleotides long. RefSeq lists its product as uncharacterized. Gene Ontology annotation, cellular component: mitochondrial outer membrane. Lineage: Eukaryota; Metazoa; Cnidaria; Anthozoa; Scleractinia; Pocilloporidae. Gene Ontology annotation, biological process: mitochondrial protein catabolic process; mitophagy by internal vacuole formation. The record is from RefSeq and is a predicted model, not a curated record.